This is a messenger RNA of Bufo gargarizans (Asiatic toad), 6254 nucleotides long. RefSeq names its product laminin subunit beta-2-like. NCBI's taxonomy places the organism in Eukaryota, Metazoa, Chordata, Amphibia, Anura, Bufonidae. The record is from RefSeq and is a predicted model, not a curated record.
GGCCUGUUCCAGGGAGCGGGGCUCCGUACGGUCCGAAAUAAAAAAGCGAUGGAGACUGCAGGCUUAGUGUAUGACCCACGGAGCAGAAAAAAACCCGUCCCUGCAUUCCUGUAGCCUGGAGACCAUGCGCUCCCCUUUCAGCCCGCGCUCACCAGUGACAGUACCAAUUUGAAUAAGAAUCACUCCAUUUAGGAUCAGGGUCGGAGGGAGGGAGCGCUGCCCCAUCAGUCCCGCUCGCUCGCUGCACUAUUACUUGUUUGUUUUCACAUUGCUAGUGUUCUCACGCUGCACGUCAGUAUAACACCCCCCCCCCCCCCCAUGCAUCAUUGGGGGGCCGGACCCAGAGAUAAGAUACUGAAUUUUUGUCAUUUAAGUUUCUGACGACUUUUAGUCCUUGGCAUCAAGUUGUAGAAGAUACGAGUGACAGUGACGUCAACUUCAAGGAGGAACACACUAGAAUUUGCCAAGAAAUCCUGAGACAUUGAAUUGCAGAUGACGCAUUGGAAAAUUAUAUGGCGGCAUGGAUUUUUGCCUCUCCUGAUUUUGGUGAAAGUUCUGGGGGCAGCAGCCGAGGAACCGGACCUGAUCCACCAUGGAUGUACAGAGGGAGGCUGUUAUCCAGCUACAGGAAAUCUUCUCAUUGGACGGGCUCAGAGUCUCACCUCCACCUCCACCUGCGGAAUGGAGACCUCUCAGGAGUACUGCAUCGUCAGCCAUCUUUCGGAGUCAGAGAAGUGCUUCAUCUGUGACUCGCGUGUCCCGCACCAGAGGGGGAGCCAAAGAAUUCAAAAUGUCAUUUACCUGACAGGACUGGAUGGAGAGAAGACAUGGUGGCAGUCGGAAAACGGGGUGGAGAUGGUCAGCGUACGGCUGGACCUGGAGGCAGAAUUUCACUUCACUCAUCUCAUCCUGAAGUUUAAGACGUUCCGGCCGGCCGCCAUGUUGAUAGAAAGAUCUUCAGAUUUUGGGCGCACCUGGAAAGUCUACCGUUACUUCUCCUAUAACUGCACCAAGAUGUUCCCCGGCGUCCCGGUCAACGCCCUCCAUAAGAUUGAUGAUGUCAUCUGUGAUCAGAGGUACUCGGACAUCGAGCCAUCCACUGAAGGAGAGGUGAUUUUCAAAGUCCUAGAUCCAGCCAUUAAAGUGGAAGAUCCUUACAGUUUGGAGAUUCAAGAACUUCUCCAGAUUACGAACUUGAGGAUAAACUUCACCAAGCUGCACACCUUGGGAGACAACCUGUUGGAUCAGCGGGCAGAGGUCCUGCAGAAGUACUACUAUGCUGUGUAUGAGCUGGUGGUCCGCGGGAGCUGCUUCUGCUAUGGCCAUGCCUCUGAAUGUACUCCUGUAGAAGGCAUCGAAGGAGGAGUGGAGGGAAUGAUCCAUGGCCGAUGUGUUUGCAAACAUCAUACAACUGGCCUGAACUGCGAGCACUGCCAGGACUUCUACCAUGAUGUUCCAUGGAGGCCGGCAGAACACAACAACCCUCACUCCUGCAAACAAUGCAACUGCAACAACCAUUCCAGGAAGUGCCACUUUGACAUGGCGGUGUACCUGGCCACCGGAGGGGUGAGUGGAGGGGUGUGUGAUGAUUGCCAGCACAACACCAUGGGGCGCAACUGUGAGCAGUGCAAACCUUUCUACUACCUGAACCCCUGGUCAGAUAUCCGGGCAGACACCGCCUGCAUCCCUUGUGACUGUGACCCAGUGGGUUCUUCGGACGGUGGUGUCUGUGAUAGUCACACGAAUGUCAACCUGGGGAUGAUCGCGGGUCAGUGUCGUUGUAAGGAGAACGUCAAGGGGGAACGAUGUGACAGCUGCAAAGAGAACUUCUAUGGACUCAGCAGAAACGACCCUGAGGGCUGCCAACCAUGCCGAUGCGACCCCCGGGGGAUCAUAGCGGGAAGCACACCAUGUGACCAUAUUAGCGGCGACUGCUACUGUAAGCGGUUUGUGACGGGACGAUACUGUAACCAGUGUCUGCCCGAGUUUUGGGGUCUCAGUAACGACAUGAUGGGUUGCCGACAGUGCAAUUGCGAUUUUGGCGGAGCGUACAAUAAUAGGUGCUCCUUUGAGGAUGGUCAGUGCGACUGUCGUGCUAACGUCAUAGGUCGGCAGUGUGACGACGUACAGCCCGGCUAUUACUGCAUGCCUCUGGAUUAUUACACAUACGAAGCAGAAAACGCAAGGGGGCUUUCACCCACAGACCCUCAAACACCGGGCGACCUCAAACCAGAAGCUCCGACGGACUGUGUGGAAUACUACAAUGGUAUUCAGAAUGGAAAGAAAGUUAGACUGCGCCGUCACCGGAGGACGAUCCGUUUUCUCCAGCAGAGGUCGUCACGCCGCAGAGCUCGACAGCUACAGCAGAAGCCAGACACGGAGAUAAUCCGCCGCGAACACUCGCCGGAUCACAUGAUCACCUGGACUGGACCGGGGUUUGCCAGAGUCAGAGAUGGAGCCGGUCUCUUGUUUCAUGUCGACAACAUCCCGUACCCGAUGGACUAUGACAUCAUGAUCCGAUACGAGCCGGAGUCUGCCGAGGACUGGGAGGCGGUUGUCAGCGUGACCUCACAGACGUUACCCAUGAGCCCGCGCUGCGGAAACGUGCUGCCUUUUGAGCAGCGGUACAAGGAAAAAUUGCCUCAUUCUGAAAGGUAUAUCGUCCUGCCAAAAGCCUUCUGCUUUGAGUCAAACAACCAGUAUGAGGUAACCAUCCGCCUCCAGAGGUUUCAGGCUACGAACCGACAUCCCGGCAACUUUAUCCUCAUUGACUCGCUCGUCCUCCUGCCAAAGUUUUCGGAACUGCCCGGUUUCUAUGGAAGCGACCCCAUGUCUGUGCAUCACCGAGAGGAGAUGGAAAACUACAGGUGUUUGGAGUCCUUCAAGAUGGCGACCAUGCCGACCCUGGCAGAAAUGUGCGUGAAGUUAAUCUGCAGCAUCUCGGCCAUCAUCCACGACGGAGCAUUACCGUGUAACUGUAACCUCCAGGGUUCCCUCAGCGCAGUCUGUGACAAAAUUGGAGGACAGUGCAUGUGCAAGCCGAACGUGAUUGGUCAGCGCUGCGAUCAGUGUGCUCCUGGAACCUAUGGAUUUGGCCCCUAUGGAUGCAGCAAAUGUGACUGUCACCCUCAAGGCUCCACAUCUCGAUUCUGCAACCCCCUAACCGGGCAAUGUCAGUGCCAUGGCAAUGUGGCUGGCAGACAGUGCGAUCAGUGCUUGCCCGGGCAGUGGGGCUUCCCUAAUUGUAAGCCUUGCCAAUGCAACGGGCACUCUGAAGAAUGUGACCCCAAGACUGGAACCUGCAUCGCGUGUAGGGACUUCACAAUCGGCCGACACUGUGAUAAGUGUUUGGAUGGUUAUUAUGGAGACCCUAUUCUUGGAACUGGCCAGCAGUGUCGCCCCUGCCCUUGCCCUGGGUAUCCUGGCACUAAGAAUUACCAUGGCAGCUCUUGUUACGCCGACCGUGAUUCUGGGCACAUUGUUUGCCUGUGUGCACCUGGUUAUACCGGUUCGCGGUGUGACAGUUGCUCCCCUGGAUACUUUGGGAACCCUGACCGAGAUGGGGGCGAAUGUCGCCCCUGCCAGUGCAACAACAACAUCGACCCCACGGACCCUGAGUCAUGUGACUCCCGGACGGGCAUGUGCUUGAAAUGCCUGUACAAUACAGACGGGCAUCACUGCGGAGAGUGCAAAGCCGGUUACUUUGGGAGCGCCAUCCUGCGCAACUGCCGCCGCUGUACGUGCAAUGAGCUGGGUACGCUGCAAUCGCACUGCUCCAGAGACACCUGCUACUGCGACAGAGCGACCGGACACUGCCCCUGCCGGGCACACGUCGUUGGCAAGAACUGCGACCAAUGUGCAUCUAACUUCUGGAACUUUGGAGCAGAUUUAGGCUGCGAGCCUUGUGCCUGUGUUCCCAGCCAUUCCUUGAGACAGGACUGCAAUGUGUACACAGGCCAGUGUUAUUGUCGGCCGGGUUUUGGAGGCAGAGUCUGCUCUCAUUGCCAAGAAAAUUACUGGGGAGACCCACAGCGGAAAUGUGAAGCUUGUAACUGUGACGCAUAUGGCUCUGAGAUCCAGCAGUGCGACCACCUGAGUGGUGUGUGCCGAUGCCGGGAAGGGUUCACCGGGCGGCGGUGCAACCAAUGUGCCAGGGGUUUCCGGGACAACUUCCCCAGGUGCUCCGCCUGCCACCAAUGCUUCUAUCAGUGGGACAGUAUAAUCAGCCAGCUCCAGAGCCAGCUCCGAGGCAUCCAGAAGAAGGUGUCCGACCUGCAGGAAGGAGGAGAAGCUCCGGAGAUCAGCUCCAGCCUCAUCCGAGAACUGGACGAUAAACUGCGGAGCGUGAAACAGAUCAUCGGAGACGGAGGCGUCGAGGGGACACGCAUGCUGGAGCAGAUGAACAAACUGGUGAACAAAAUAAGGACGGAGGUGGCUCAGCUCUCCUACCAGCUCCAUUCUCAAGAGAAAAAAAUGAAUGAGACUCAGAGCAAAGACCGAAAGCAAAAAGGAAAACUGGAGAAGCUGACUCUGGACCUGAUCCUGGUCAAUGACACCGUGCACAUUCUGAAAACUCAGAUAGAAGCGAUAGCAGCUUCAGGCUUCAAUGAGACCUACAACAAUAUCCUGAGGUCCUACCUACAGUCUAUAGAUGCUGAGAAGGUGGUCAAUGGUUCGGUAUAUGGAGAUGGAAGCCCCGUAUUCCAAUGCAGAGAGACACGGAUGGAGACAGAGAGACUUUUGAAGGACAAUAUGGAAAGCUACCGGAGGAAUAUGACCGCGCAGAGGACAUCCCUCAAGGAAAUUCAGAAGAAAGUUAAGGAUCUAAAUGUCUUUCAGAUCAACAAGAAGAUUUGUGGUGCCCCUGGGGACAAACCCUGUGAAGAGUCUCCCUGCGGUGGAGCAAACUGCAGAGAUGACCAAGGCCUAAGGAAAUGUGGUGGAGAAAACUGUAAUGGAGCAGUGCCUAUCUCAGCCAAGGCCCUAAUGACCGCACAGGAUGUAAGACAGGACCUGGAAACCAUGGCGAAUCAACUCAAUGACAUCUCGCAGAAGAUUCAAGCUGUUCAGGGAAUUGCGCAAGAAGCAAAGUUACAAAGUGAGUCCACACUGAGCAAAGCCAAGGACACAAAGAGACGGAUUGAAGACUCCACCGAGAAAUUAAGAACUUUUAUUGGCAAGAUUAAAGACUUCCUGACUGAGGAAGGAGCCGACCCAGAGAGCAUUGAGUACGUGGCCACACAGGUGCUGAAGAUCUCUCUUCCCGCCAGCCCCAAUGAUAUCGCCACACUACUCAUGCAAAUCAAGGAGACCAUCGGUAACCUCAGUGGGGUGGAUGCGAUCAUCAAUACUACUUCUGAGGACCUAGCCAAAGCCAAAGACCUACUACAACAAGCCAACGAAGCCAGGGAACGGGCUGAUGGGGUGAGCGAGAACAUCGCUGAGGCCAAAAUCCUUGUGGAUGAAGCCGGGGACAAAGCAAAGGCCGCAGAGAAAGCUGUAAAUGAUGUCAAGCAGAUUGUAAACAGGCUGAAGAACAGCGUGGAAAAGUCCAAGAACAAAAUGGCCGCAGUGGAGGAGACGGAGAUGUUCAUCAUGAAUCGCUUGGGAAAUCUGUCGAAGGAAGUGGAAGAAUUAAUUAAGAAAGUGGAGGCCAACAGAGGGUUGGCCACAGAAGCCAGCGAAAUGGCGAACAAAGCGCUCACCACCACCGACGGACUUGAAGGGGAGAUGGAUGAAGUUAAGAAGAAAUAUCAGGAGCUGAAGGACAAGGUUGGAGGAGUGGACACGUCAUCGGGGACAGCCAUGCAGAAGGUGAAGCGCAUCACAGACGAAGCUCAGGAUUUACUGAAGAAAGCAACUGAUGCGAAGGAAAAGCUGGACGGUCUGGAGGAAAAGUUUAAAUCUAAUGAAGAAGAGAUUAAGUCAAAAAUAUUACAACUUCAGGAGCUGGAGAAUAAAACCUCCGGUCUUCUCGAGGACAUCAGAGAAAGAUCCGUCAUAUAUUCGACUUGUUAACAACUACUCCCAUCAUCAGACACAUCAUUCACCCACCUCCCAAGAUGGAUAGAUACAGCGGUGAGCCCUCAGAGGAACACCAUGCCUCUUUCUUACGGUAAAGGUGGGAAAGCUGAGUGACAACCAAUAUGGCCGCCAUUACCUCUCCCAUAGGGGGUCUGUGUGGGCAGCCAUAUUUAUUGUCACCCAGCUUUCUCGGAAACAGAUGUAACAGAAAUCAUGACGACAAGAUUAUA